This is a messenger RNA of Saccoglossus kowalevskii, 2647 nucleotides long. Its product is annotated as reticulon-like protein. NCBI's taxonomy places the organism in Eukaryota, Metazoa, Hemichordata, Enteropneusta, Harrimaniidae. Gene Ontology annotation, cellular component: endoplasmic reticulum membrane; axon. The record is from RefSeq and is a predicted model, not a curated record.
UCCUUCUUCAUAAAUUUCCUGAACGCCAUAUUGCAAUCCGAUAGCAUUGCACAAAUUUUUCAUAGGGAACUGUAUUGGCCAAGAAUUUCACAUUUAUCCCAGUAGCCCACAUUUAACAUAACCAUGGACGAAUUUGACCCCACUUUCGCUUCUUCUGAGCAACCAAUACAGAGCGGCGCACCAUUCGAUAAUGAUGAUUUUGUUCAACUAGACACACCGAAAGGAGAGGCCGUUACCUCGUCGAGGCUUGAUGAUGAGGCUGCAGAAGAAGAUCUGUACACAGGCGCUCCUCUGCAAAGUUCCGAAGCGGAGCCCUCUGUUCCUACAGCAAAUUUAUUAGGAGGUGGAUUUGAAGAUCAAGAACCAAUUUCUUCUACGACUGACCUUAUUAACGAGGAGCCCGAAUGUUUAAUCCCAGAUACAAAUGUUACCGAACCCGUAGAAGAUACGGGUUUCUCGUUAACAGACCCGCCAGAAGAAACCAAAGAGCCUGCCAAAACAGGAGGCAUAUUCGAUGGAUUGCAAAAAAUGGACACCAGAGAGAUGCAGGAAGCCAGUGACUUUGAUGGUAAAAUUACAGAGGACACUGUUGAGGAGUGUGUUGGGGAUGAAGCAGUGGUGACUAGUAAUAGCUGUAGUCAACACAAAGUGGUUGAGUUGAUCUAUUGGCGUGAUCCUAAAAAGAGUGGAAUUGUGUUCGGCAGCUGUCUGUUCCUUCUAUUGUCUCUCAGCUUCAACUCUCUCAUUAGUGUAGUGGCGUACCUUUCUCUGGCCGUUCUCACCGUCACUAUCAGUUUCCGUGUGUACAAGACAGUCCUACAGGCUGUGCAGAAGACCGGAGACUCCAACCCUUUCAAACCUUUCUUGGAUGUUGAUGUUGAACUGCCAAGAGAUAAAGUUGACAAGGUAGUCGACAAUGCCGUUGAGAAGCUCAACUGUCUCCAAGUUGAGUUACGCCGUCUUUUCCUGGUUGAAGAUCUAGUGGAUUCUAUCAAGUUUGCCGUUAUGUUGUGGCUGAUGACCUACAUCGGAGCAUGGUUCAACGGUUUAACGUUACUUAUCCUGGGUUUCAUCGGUCUCUUCACCAUUCCCAAAGUAUACGAGUUGCAUCAGGAAAAGAUUGAUAACUACAUUGACCUUGUUAACCAACAAGUCAAGGAGAUCAUGAACAAGGUUCAAGCCAAAGUACCUUGGUUAAAGAAGAAAACUGCAUAAAACAUCAAUUGAUAUAUGUAUUAGUUUUAGUGUCUAAAUGUUUGUUGCACUUCUGCCAUUAAUUAUACAGUGGGGGUUGGGGGGAUGGCUCUGAAUAUAGGAUAUUCUCUAUCGCAUAACUAGUUAGAAGAUAUUAUAAAGAUAGCAACAGCAAAUUAAUCUAGGUAGAAUAUUUCCCGCCCCCAAAGACAUCAAGAUUCACUAUUACAGUAUAGUUUAUUUAAUCCUAAAUGGCAGUCUCUCACUUCAUGUCGUUUGGAGCACUGUCAUGAGACGCUUUCUAUCUCAUAACAAUUCGUGUUGUGUACUGUAACAUCCGACGCGUUUUUUUGACAAUGUAGUUUCUAUUUCCCCAGCGUGCGUGGGCAGUUGUAACAAAAAACAGCUCGCCUAAACAUGUCUGGGGAUUGGUUUGUAAUACUUCUGUACAAAAAAAAUAUAAAAUAAAAUGUUGUUUUUGAUUGAUCAAUGUAUUUAAACUGAUUGAUAUUGGAUGUGAUGUUUUUUUUGAUGUACUUUUAUGCCAUGUGGAAGUUCUGAACCAGAUUACCGUAACAUGAAUAUAUUAUUAAAAUAAAAUAAAAACAUUGAGUGAAACUUUUUUUUUUUUUUUGCCAUUAUCAAACUUAGAUAGUAUUCAAAUUUACAGUCGUUUUGUGGCAUUAUUUUUCUUUGGGUCAAAUGAAAAGCUUUAUUUUGAAUUUCAGCUGGCUAGUUUUGUUUACCAGAGUUUUAAAGCCAUCAAUUUUUUGCCACGUGUAGUGUAAUCAGUACUUAGAUUCUUAAUGUAGUUGCAUUUACUUCCGACUUGGACUCUGCGUUUGGGAUAAUUCUGUCCACAUCGUUAACAUAAAUGUGGGUUAUACAUGUAUAUAUCUUGUGCUUUGAUAUUUGACUGUGCCUUCAUUCUUGUGUCGUUUCCUCCGUCUUCAUAAGUAAGUCAUUGUUUCAAUCAUGCAUAUAAUAGCAGUACCCACUAUUUUUUUUUUUUUUUUUACAAGAACUUUUUUGGACCACACACUCACUUGAGUUGUAUAAUAAAGCAAUUAUAAUUUAUAUUCUAAAAAUAUGACAUUUGUUUUUUUGCUUCGCACUGUAUGUCAGAACCUAUACCUUUUUUCUAAUUCAAAAAAAAGAUUAUUUUGUAGAUGUAAUUUGAUGCAAAUUUAUCAAUCUUUUAUUCUAGAUUUUUUUUUUUUUGAGUUGGAUGUCUGCGUUAUUUUUGUUUUCCUGUUGAUCACAAGCCGAUGUGUACUUAGAUUUUCAGUUUUUAUUGUGGCUUUGUUUAAUAAUUGGGCGACUUCAUUAUCAUGUUUUCACAAGAGUUUAUUUGUUUAUACCUAAAAUAUUCAUCAUCAUCAGAUAUCAUCAAGUAUCAUUGUAACUGUUCUAUUAUAAUAUCAUCCAAUAAACUUGUAGAAUCUCGUAUAAA